UAGGGAGUGAGGACCACGAGAUGCCUGGAACUGCUGGGACAACCUAGUUCACUAACUAGGCUGCGACACUGGCCAUAGGACUAGGGCAAGUGGAGAGGCUAGCGGGGACACACAGAGCAAGCAAGCGCUGCGCUCUUUGCCUUCGUGCUCUUUCUCCAGGCUCGCCGCUAUAGAACGGCUCCCCCAACUUUUGUCCCGGUCUCUAACUCCAGUUACUGAAUCAAGUGUACCAGAAUGUCAGGCAGUUCUCCCGCAGACCUCCAGACGCAACCAAAGAAGGAACUUGGGCUCUCGGAUGCUCUGGGAAGUCACACUAGCCUGGUGGCUGCCACCUAAUCGCCCGCACAUUGUACGGUUUGUUGGGAGGCUUCGGAGCUCCACACCAGCUGGUGACCCCACAGAGCUCACCCCACACACGCCCUCACCGCAGUUCGCCAACGAAGGCCCAAGAGCGGUCCUCACAUGCCCAAGCUCCUAAUCCCCACCACACCCCCCAGUGUGACAGACUCUGCUAAUUGAACGGUUAUGGGUCAUCCUCGUAACCGUUGGGCGACAUUAUCACCACGCUUCAAUUCUUCAUGUUUUAAAUACAUAUUUAACGGAUGGCUGCAGAGCCAGCUGGGAAACACGCGGGUUGGAAAACAAUGCUCCAGAAGGCACGAGACGAGGGCAAAGGAGACAGUCCAUUGGGCUCUCUAGGGUAGCUCGACCCCAGAGGAAGACGUAGCACGAAACGAAGAGCAAUCGCCUGAGUUUUCAUGCCUGUUCUGAGUUUGCUACAGGAAGACCAAUACUGUUUGUCUGCUUGCUUAUUAAAACUGCGUAUGUGAAUUCAAGCAUAACACCAAGCAGUAGGAAGACCGGAGAAAAGACAGGAGAAAAGACCAUUAAAACUGCUCCAGAAAGAAUUGGCUCCUGUGUUUGGGGGCGGGGAAGAGGUAGCACCCGAGAUCUGUAAAAAUAAAUACCCCAACAGACAAAACACCUUUGAGCUGGAGAUGUCUGCAUGUGAGAAACAGUUGGGGGUUGGGGAGACAAUCUGCUGGCCCUACGCUUGGGGACCUACAACUGCUCCAGUUCACGGUAGGCAAGGCCCGCCUGUAUGGGCCUGGCCAUAUAAUCUCCUGGAGGCUCGCUGAAAUCAGUUCCUAGGUUUUCACUUCCCUAAAAUGGGAAAAGCACAUUGUUCCCGCCCCCGCCCAGACCACCGCCACCGCCGUCGCCGUCGCCGUUGCCUCCACCCAGCUAUAAAAACCAGCGGAACCCCGAAAGGUGUGGAUGCUUAUUACAGACGGAGCCAACGCCAGCGCCCAGAGCCAGGCUCUCCUCCUCCGCAGCGAGCACCUCAAAGUGAAUUCACAUUCGGAAGGUUGAAAGAAGAAGGAUCCUUCGGACGCUUAGACCAUCCCUGGGGCCAUGGACUCGGAUGCCAGCCUGGUGUCUAGUCGCCCGUCGUCGCCAGAACCCGAUGAUCUUUUUCUGCCCGCCCGGAGCAAGGGGGGAAGCAGCAGCGGCUUCACAGGAGGGACCGUGUCCUCAUCCACGCCGAGCGACUGCCCGCCAGAGUUGAGCUCUGAGCUGCGAGGGGCCAUGGGCGCGGUGGGCGCGCAUCCCGGGGACAAACUUGGCGGCGGUGGCUUCAAGUCGUCUUCCUCCAGCACCUCCUCGUCCACGUCGUCGGCGGCCACGUCUUCCACCAAGAAAGACAAGAAGCAGAUGACUGAGCCUGAGCUGCAGCAGCUGCGCCUGAAGAUCAACAGCCGGGAACGCAAGCGCAUGCACGACCUCAACAUCGCCAUGGACGGCCUGCGGGAGGUCAUGCCGUACGCGCACGGCCCGUCCGUGCGCAAGCUCUCCAAGAUCGCCACGCUGCUGCUGGCGCGAAACUACAUCCUGAUGCUCACCAACUCGCUGGAGGAGAUGAAGCGACUGGUGAGCGAGAUCUACGGGGGUCACCACGCUGGCUUCCACCCGUCGGCCUGUGGCGGGCUGGCACACUCGGCGCCUCUACCCACCGCCACAGCGCACCCCGCGGCCGCCGCGCACGCCGCGCACCACCCGGCGGUGCAUCACCCUAUCCUCCCUCCUGCAGCCGCGGCCGCAGCCGCCGCGGCCGCUGCCGCAGCGGUGUCCAGCGCCUCUCUCCCGGGCUCCGGGCUGUCCUCGGUCGGAUCCAUCCGGCCUCCACACGGCCUGCUCAAGUCUCCGUCGGCAGCCGCAGCCGCCCCUCUCGGAGGUGGGGGUGGAGGCAGCGGUGGCAGCGGUGGCUUCCAGCACUGGGGUGGCAUGCCGUGCCCCUGCAGCAUGUGCCAGGUGCCGCCACCGCACCACCACGUGUCGGCUAUGGGCGCCGGCACCUUGCCGCGCCUCACCUCCGACGCCAAGUGAGCUGGUCAGUCGGGGUGCGUUCUGGAGAGCCGAGGGCAGCGGAGCAGCGCGGACAGGCCAGCGCUGAGGCUCCGGGGCUCUGUUGCAAGAAGGGGAACUGGACCGCGGGCUGGGCCUAGGGGGUUACGGGGAGUCGAAUAUCUAGGAACCAAGCAGCGGGAACAUUUGGAGCGAUGGAGAGGGGCGCGUUCGCUCCAGAACCUGGUUGACUCUUUGGCUGAACACUCCGUGGGUCUGAGAGGCACCAUUGUACAAAACAAACCGGACACAACGCGGGUACAUGCAUCCCUGGAACGUCCUGCCUGCACUCCCAGGAAGUCUAAAAACUGACUUUCCCGUGUACAAAGAUUGACUCCCAGUCUGGGCUUAGAGGAGACGCAGAACACUGGGGGACUUGACUUCUUUUCCCCCAUUUCAGGCAGGGUAGGAGACUCCCAGGAACCGCACUGCUGAAGCGACCUCUGGGCCUCACCCUGCAGGUUCAUCCCUGGCCCAGGGCCAGGCACUAAGUUAGUUGACCCUGUCGUGGGUAUCAGAAGCACUUAGGGUCCUGUGGUCUCAGAAGUGUGACCUUCCCUCCCGUUUCUCCUAUUGAUUUAUGGUUUCCUAACAAAUCAGUGGAUGCUCCUUUUCAGACCACACGAGCAAGCUUUACAUUCGCUUAAAAUAGCACUUGUGGAAUGAAAUAAUCCCAAACUACCGAUAUGGGACUGGAUGCUCUUUGGAUCUUAUUUUUAAAUAGAACCACGUCCCUCCCCGCCCCCCCACACACAUUCUAAGCACACAUAAUUUGGUUUCUUACCCGACUAGGGUCGCUGUUUUUGGUACUUAGGGGCUUGACAGAAAAACACCAUCAAAAAGUUGCUGUGAAUAUAGUUUGAGCUAUUUGGGAGGGGGUGUUCUGUUGAGUUUCUAAUAAUUUCGUGUGUGUAAAUAUAAUAUCAAUGAAGUGCGUGAUGCUAAGCUCUUUCCCCCCCCCUCCGGCUAAGCCCGCUGUUUUCUUUCUGUGUCGUCGCCCCCCACCCCGACCCCACACCUUUUGCCACCAUUAUGCGACCUGCAUGUGGGCUUUUUCACUCCUGCCUCCUAACCUCUCCCGCGCUGCCCGUGCAGAGUGUAUCUAUCACCUGUUUUAUUUUUGUAAAGAAAAAAGAAGUGCUAAAUAAUAUUUAUUACUUGUUUGGUUGCAUAAAACGAAACAAAUGAUAAAGUGUUGAGAUUUUAAAUAAAAUUUAAAGUAAG
Mastomys coucha (southern multimammate mouse) is the source of this 3630-nucleotide messenger RNA. It is a transcript of the gene Olig2, whose product is annotated as oligodendrocyte transcription factor 2. The transcript is spliced from 3 exons. Gene Ontology annotation, biological process: oligodendrocyte cell fate specification; neuron differentiation; regulation of DNA-templated transcription. Gene Ontology annotation, molecular function: DNA-binding transcription factor activity; protein dimerization activity. The record is from RefSeq and is a predicted model, not a curated record. Bases 1417 to 2388 code for a protein of 323 amino acids. Lineage: Eukaryota; Metazoa; Chordata; Mammalia; Rodentia; Muridae.